Messenger RNA from Marmota flaviventris (yellow-bellied marmot), 324 nucleotides. Lineage: Eukaryota; Metazoa; Chordata; Mammalia; Rodentia; Sciuridae. The record is from RefSeq and is a predicted model, not a curated record.
AUGUCUGAGCCUGACUCUUCAUCUGGAUUUGCAGGGAGUGUGGAGAAUGGAACUUUCCUUGAGUUGUUUCCCACAUCACUGUCCACAUCGGUGGACCCAUCCUCAGGCCACCUGUCCAAUGUCUAUAUCUAUGUGUCCAUAUUCCUCAGCCUUUUAGCAUUUCUGCUUUUGCUUUUAAUUAUUGCCCUCCAGAGGCUCAAAAACAUCAUCUCCUCCAGCUCCUCCUACCCCGAGUACCCAAGUGAUGCUGGAAGUUCUUUCACCAACUUAGAAGUCUGUAGCAUUUCCUCCCAAAGGUCCACUUUUUCAAACCUUUCAUCCUGA